Penicillium taxi is the source of this 3768-nucleotide messenger RNA. Its product is annotated as GTPase-activating protein BUD2. NCBI's taxonomy places the organism in Eukaryota, Fungi, Ascomycota, Eurotiomycetes, Eurotiales, Aspergillaceae. Gene Ontology annotation, biological process: regulation of GTPase activity. Bases 1 to 3768 code for a protein of 1255 amino acids. The transcript has a single exon. The record is from RefSeq and is a predicted model, not a curated record.
AUGGACCAAGAUAAUAACCCAAACGGCUACAAGCGGAAUUCCAUACACCAAGCGCUAUAUAGCCGACCAGUGGAACGAAGAUCAAGCAAGAAAUCAUCCUCCCAAGACCGCCAUGGUAUGGUCUACCCAGAUAAUUUUCGAGAUACUGCCAUUCGAACGGUGACUCCGGAGGCAAAUUCACCAUUGUCCGACACCGACUACCUCAACCACCACAGCGCGCCUUCACCUCGGUCCACGAUGCGAUCGCGAGCCUUUGAACGUACUGAAGAAGAUCCACCGUCGACGGAGGGGAGGAGCCAGCGCACACGAUCGCGGACAACCACUUUAGAUGAACAGCGCCCUGAUGGCCCAUCCAACAGCGGGAAAACACGGUCACGAAUUGGGUCGAUCAAUGCCUCUAGUUCGUCUCAACAUAAGUCGACAACUAGCGAACCUAAGCGAUCUGAGGAUUCUAGCUCGUCCAUCGGAUUUCCAUCGAUUCAAUCGGGGAAACACGCCGAUCGCCACCGACUCAGCAAAUCCCCUGGCAAUAAUCGGGCCACCCCAGGCUCUCGAAAUCAAGUGUCCUUCGGAACUCCACUCUCAACCACCGAGGCUGCAAAAAUUUUACAACUUAUGAAGACCACCUGUGGUCGAAUGCACGGAAUCCUAUCCUUUCGAACAGCUUCAAACAAUGCAUGGGCUUCAAAUGCCUGGACAUCCGGGUACUGCGCGAUCAACGUCGCGACUGGAAGUCUAAUAUAUCAGGCGAAGGGCGAGCCUGCAUUAGCGAAGACAUUGAUCCCUGAUCUUCGCGGCUGCCGCGUUCGAACCUUGUACGAUGCGGAACUUGCAACUACAUAUCUAAGCGUACAUACUUUUACCUCUGGAUUGGGAAUUCAAUUACGACCGCAUGUGAACGAAACUUUUGAUUCCUGGCUUGCUGCUCUGCUUUGCUGGCAGCCUAUACGUCCCAAGGGUGUUCAAAACAAGAUGACUAAACCUCAAUUGGUUGUGAUUGGGGACCGACGCAUUUCCGAGCGUCGACGAAACUCGGAAAGCGUGAAUCAAAAAGAUGCCGCAAUCAUCAAGGUUGGAAAGAUGCUUUUAUGGGAUAAACCAACUGCUUCUGGUGCACGACCAAUCUCUGCACGGCGUGUGUCGACAUAUCGACAGUCACGCGCCCUUUCUUCCUCGUGGCAACGUGUGGGCUGCACACUUCAGGAGAAUGGCUUUUUCAAACUUUUCACGGAGACGGACGUUUCUCUCGUUGUCACUGUUCAUCUCUCACAAUUAUCUCGAUGUGCUAUCCAGCAGUUGGACUCGUCAGUACUUGACGAUGAGUUCUGUAUUGCCAUAUAUCCACAAUAUACAGCCCAUCCCGUCAAUGAUCCUGCGAUGCAUCCAAUCUAUCUAGCCUUGGAAACCCGUGUUCUGUUUGAAGUCUGGUUUGUCCUGCUACGUGCGUUCACCAUUCCUGAGCUAUAUGGACCCGAAUCCCCGCAUACGCAGGUCGAGGAUGUUCAUAAGACGCCAGAGGCCGAGCCCGAGACGUCCCACAUUAAAGAUAUGUUCCGUAUCGAAAGAAUUCUGAACUUGAGGGUUACAGAGGCAAAGCUUUUCAAUAUUAAGCAAGAAACCCCCCGAAGUCGGAAGCACUCCAAGUCACAUAACUGCUCAACACCAUCUUCACCAAAUACCAGCGACUAUUAUACUGAAGUGCUGUUGGAUGGGGAGAUACGUGCCAAGACUGCUGUCAAAUAUCGUACCACAAACCCGUUCUGGCGCGAAGAUUUUACUUUCAGUGAUCUGCCGCCCGUUCUCUCCCACGCUUCAAUUCUCGUCAAGACACUCAAUCCGACGCACCGAGACUGGACACUCGUAGCGCAUGGGACAUACACAUCCACACAGGAAGUUAAUAUGGUCAACAUGCUGGAUGACAUUGAAAUAUCUACGAAAGAUGCCAUUUUCGGUCGCGUAGAUCUGCGUCUGGAUGAAUUAGAGCCUGGAGUCGAUACCGAAAAGUGGUGGCCUGUUUUAGACGACCAAGAUCAGGCAGUUGGCGAAAUGUUCAUGAAAGUGCGAAUGGAGGAGACGGUGGUGUUGAUGUCUGAAGAAUACACACCCAUGUCAAACCUUCUCCGAUCCUUCAACAAUGGCCUGACAAUCAACAUGGCUCAAGUGAUGUCUUCCGAGCUAACUCAGAUGGCUGAGACGCUUUUGAAUAUCUACCAGGUGUCAAACGUAACAGCUGACUGGAUCUCUGCGCUGGUUGAAGACGAGAUUGACGGUGUCCACAAAGACUCCACCUCCAACCAUCUGCGAUACACAACAAGGAUUCACACGACUGAUUCUGGAGGCGCUGGUCAUGAUCGUAAUGUUCUCGUAAGGGAUAUGGGGCGGACGGCGACGGUGGAAGCUAAUCUGCUCUUCCGUGGAAACUCGCUCCUGACAAAGACACUUGACUUACACAUGCGUCGUCUUGGAAAAGAAUAUCUUGAAGACACGAUCGGAGAGCGACUACGUGAGAUUGACGAGAGUGAUCCCGAGUGUGAAGUUGACCCAGCUCGAGUGCCACGCGCAGAAGACCUCGACCGAAACUGGCGAAUCCUCAUUAGCCUUACCACUGGCGUCUGGAAAGCCAUUGCUAAUUCGUGGACAAGAUGUCCUUCUGAACUCAGGCGAAUCUUCCGGCACGUCCGGGCAUGUGCAGAUGACCGCUAUGGCGAUUUCUUGCGUUCUGUGACGUAUAGUAGUGUUUCGGGGUUCUUAUUCUUGCGCUUCUUUUGCCCAGCCAUUCUCAACCCCAAACUGUUUGGGCUCUUGAAAGACCAUCCCCGUCCGCGUGCCCAGCGCACUUUAACCCUCAUUGCUAAGGCCCUGCAGGGCUUGGCCAAUAUGACGACUUUUGGAAAUAAGGAACCAUGGAUGGAGCCCAUGAACAAGUUCCUGAUUGGGAAUCGUGCUGACUUUAAGCAAUACGUUGAUAAUAUCUGCGACGUCCCGGUUAAUCCCCCGGUGCCUAUCUCAACUCCUUCAUAUACAACCCCCAAUCAGAUUCUGGGCCGACUGCCGGCCACCUCACGUGAAGGCUUCCCUAGUCUUCCAUUCCUGAUCGACCAAUCCCGAUGCUUUGCGAACUUGAUUCGUAUCUGGCUAGAGGUUGUCCCGGAGCGCCUGGCCGAGUUGGAUGAGAUUGACCCAGCCCUCGCCAAAUUCCACCAAUUGGCCCUUCACUUACAGGAACGCACGGAGGAUUGCUUAGAUGAAGCUGAACAAGCGGAGCGACCAAAUGGAAACCUUGAAGUCAAGUGGGAAGAACUAGUAGAUUCCAUGGAGCGAGCCAUUACUUUCUACGAUGAGACCUCAAGUAAACCGACCACGCCAGCUCCUGAAUCGAGCGGCCCAAUAUCUACGCCUGGCUCUGUUCAGCGCGGAUCGGUCGUCUUCGCUAAUCGACUACCCAUGUCUCGUAAAUCAACCGAUGUUGCGCCGGACGAAGAUGAUACGCCACCCAGUUCGUCUUCUGCUACCUGGGAUCAAAGUCGCAUGCCGUUCACCGUACCCCGGUGGUCCGAUGCUCGUGAUAGUACCGGCAGCUCUAAAAACUCCUCUACUUACUCCCUCGAAUUUUCCGAAACCCCCAAGGCUCGCAGAACUAGUGUGUCAAAGGAGACUUCUAAAUACCGCUUUUUCGACUUUGUUCCUGCCCCGUCCCGACGCAAGGCUAAAGACCGGGAUCCGACAUCCCAACCUAACUCUCAUGAGGAUCUUCGAAAUGAGAUCUAA